AUGGAGAAUUCAGGAGUGUCCUUUAAAAAAGCAGAUAUAUUCAACUGCCUGGUGAGAUCCCACAAAAACCUCUAUGACCCCAGUGAUGCCCUUUACAAGAACCGUGGUAAACAGCAGAGGGCUCGGGAAGAAAUUGGACAUGCAGUUUUCCCAGAUUGGGAGCGAUCGGGUUCUGGGGUCUAUUGGAAAGUCCUUCUUAUGGGGUCACCCAGAGGAUCUGGCACUAUGUGCUGCUGGUUUUACCUGGCACUGCUCCUGCCAUUGGUUGUAGCUGAAAAAUCUUGUCAUAAGAUAAAACUUCCCGUACCUCAUAAUAUUCUUACUGGAUCCUUGGUUGGCACUGUAAAUCUCCAUAACUGCUUGCACCCUAACGAUGCAGUUGCUGGAACAAGCAAUUCUAAAUUUGCAAUUGAACAUGAUGGUUCCACGUACGCCUUAUAUGCCAAAAAACAUGUUAAGAUGCCCAAUCACCCUGUUUCAGUUGGAAUAAUACUCCGGAAUCUAAAUUCCAAAAAGGAAAAGAUUAUUCCAGUAACACUUGUACCUGAAACAAAUGCUGUAAAAGGAAGAUAUACCAGAGAAUUGCUAAGACGAACAAAAAGGAGAUGGAGUCCUAUGCCCAUCAUACAUAAUGAGAACUACCGAGGGAAAUUUCCUUGUUUUCUUGAACGGGUCCAAUCUGACACUCAGGCGAUGUAUGACAUUAUUUACAGUAUUUCAGGACCAGGAGUGGAUUCACCACCUGUGGGUUUGUUUUGGGUUGAUCCCAAAACUGGAGACCUGUACAUCAAUGGCAUAGUGGAUCGGGAAGAAUACCCUUCCUAUCCGCUAAUCGUUUAUGCAACAAGUGUAGAUGGAUUUUCACCUGAGUCUCCUCUGACGUUACCAGUUGUCAUAGAAGAUGAUAAUGAUAAUGCUCCAGUGUUUACUGAAGCAACGUUUUGUGCUGAAGUGUUGGAGCACAGUAAAUCUGGUACUGUUGUGGGAAGAGUUAAUGCCACAGACAGAGAUGAGCCAAAAUCUCGGCACACCCUGCUAAGAUAUUAUCUUAUUAACCAAAUUCCUCCAUCACCUAUCAUGUUUGCCGUGAAUGCGGAGUAUGGCAUAAUCACAACAACUUCAUUGUCAAACAAGCUUGAUAGAGAGACAAUGGACCAGUACACUCUUCUACUUGAAGUGCGUGAUAUGGGUGGCGACAGAGGUUGUUUGUCUUCAACUGGCACCAUGUCUAUAACGGUCCUUGAUAUUAAUGAUUUUGCACCAGUCUUCACACAACAAUCAUAUCAGGCUGAAGUGAAUGAAAAUGAAAGUGGAGUGCUCAUACUAAGAAUCCCCGUAACAGACAAUGACAUGUACAACACUUCAAACUGGAGAGCUGUGUAUAAAAUCACACAAGGAAACGAAAAGAACUUUUUCAAUAUAACUACUGAUCCACAGACAAACGAAGGGCUGCUUCACGUUAUAAAGGGAAUAAACUAUGAAGAAAUCCAAAGUUUUCUACUACAAGUUUCAGUAACUAAUGAAGUAAGCCUGGUAACACAAUCUGGGACAAAAAGCAGUGGUUCUUCUACUGUUCCAGUCAACAUCAUUGUUAAAAAUGUUGAUGAAGGUCCUGAAUGUCAGCCUAGUAUUAAAGAAGUGAAUUUUCAAGAAAAUAAGACAAUUGGUACAAUCGUUACAGAAUAUCUGGCUAUUGAUCCUGAAACUAAAAGUUCUACUGGCAUACGAUACGAGAAGUUGUUAGAUCCACUGGGGUGGGUCAAUGUGGCUGAUAAUGGUCGAAUUUCUACUGCCAAAGUUUUGGACUAUGACUCCAAAGAUGUUCCAAAAAAGUAUAAUAUAACAUUUUUGGCAACUGAUACGUCUAGCAUGACUGGCACCUGUACUCUUGUGAUAAACCUGACGGAUCUUGAUGAAUAUCAACCGAAUCUAGCAAGGAGCGAUGCCACCAUUUGCAGAAAUGGCAGAGCAUAUGACAUCAUUGAAGCAGUUGACAGAGAUGGAAGUGCCACCAAAUUUCCAUACAGAUUUCGAAUAGAUGGCAGCAUAGAUCCAAGGGUUCAGAGCCAGUGGCGCCUUACCCAAGACAAGGAUAAUACCAUGAAAAUUGAAGAUGCUGCUAAUCAUGAAACUGGAGUAUAUACAGUUCCAGUACAGAUAGUGGAUCAUUUAGGUCGUGUCUCAAAUGAAAAUGUGAGAGUUUCAAUAUGUCACUGCCCUGAUGGUCAGAACUGCGCUAGUCAACGUACUAAUUCAAAUACCGCACUUGGAGGGCUGGCAAUUCUUAUAAUGGUUCUGUCAGCACUACUGCUUGCGUUACUUCUCUGUCUUUUGUUGGCAUGCCUGUGUGGAGCUGCGGCGGGCAAGGGCAAUCUGGGUUUUGUUGAUGAUGCAGCACAGCAAAACUUGAUUGUUGCAAAUACAGAAGCACCUGGAGCAGAUGUCAUGGAUCCAAAUUUUAAAGUCCCGAUUUCUAUAAUAAACAGCAAUAAAAGUGGAAAUACUUUUUCUGGUUCAUAUGAUCAGAAUGGUCAGGAAAUGACUCAAAUCAAACAUCAGCAGAUCAAUACUUCAAAAACGAUAGACCACCACCUAAAUGCAGGUGAUGGAAUGGGAACUUUGGGAAGAGGAGGAGGAGUAGGAGGAGGAGGAGUAGGACAUCAAAGGUUUGACUCCAGCAGACAAACCUACGCAGAAUGGCAGACUUUUAUGAACGGUCACCUUGGAGAUAAACUAUACCUGUGCGGACAAAAUGAGGAAAUUAAACAUGGUGAGGAUUAUGUUGUCCCAUACAAUUAUGAAGGAAGAGGAUCAGCAGCUGGUUCUGUAGGUUGUUGCAGUGAAUUUCGAGGAGAUGAAGAUAGGAUGGACUUUUUGAAUCAUCUAGAACCAAAAUUCAAGAGAUUAGCAGAAGUUUGUUCAAAGAAAUGAGUGGUUCCUCAGCAGCCCGUCUU
Nanorana parkeri is the source of this 2954-nucleotide messenger RNA. RefSeq names its product desmocollin-3-like. Bases 1 to 2931 code for a protein of 976 amino acids. NCBI's taxonomy places the organism in Eukaryota, Metazoa, Chordata, Amphibia, Anura, Dicroglossidae. The transcript has 17 exons. Gene Ontology annotation, molecular function: calcium ion binding; cadherin binding. The record is from RefSeq and is a predicted model, not a curated record. Gene Ontology annotation, cellular component: adherens junction; presynaptic active zone membrane; cytoplasm. Gene Ontology annotation, biological process: synapse assembly; homophilic cell-cell adhesion; regulation of axonogenesis.